This is a messenger RNA of Suillus subalutaceus, 836 nucleotides long. RefSeq names its product ribosomal protein L15. NCBI's taxonomy places the organism in Eukaryota, Fungi, Basidiomycota, Agaricomycetes, Boletales, Suillaceae. Bases 29 to 769 code for a protein of 246 amino acids. Gene Ontology annotation, cellular component: mitochondrial large ribosomal subunit. Gene Ontology annotation, biological process: translation. The record is from RefSeq and is a predicted model, not a curated record. The transcript is spliced from 5 exons. Gene Ontology annotation, molecular function: structural constituent of ribosome.
ACUGCUUAGACUUCUACUUUUAGCGGACAUGUCGUCUGUAUUCCGCUCAAGGACGGCUCGAAUAACACUUUCGAAUCUUUCGCCCGGACCAAACUCACAGCACGCGCAAAAACGCCUUGGUAGAGGUCAAGGCUCUGGUCGCGGAGGAACGUCCGGACGAGGUCACAAGGGCCAGAAGGCUCGCGCAGGUAAUGGCAAACCGAAAGCUGGAUUCGAGGGUGGUCAGACACCGAUUACGAAGAGGUUCCCGAAGAAAGGCUUUGUAAAUCCCAACCGGAAGGUGUACGCGCCCAUUAACCUGGACCGGAUACAGUAUUGGAUCGACCAAGGUCGACUACAAUCAUCGCCUGAGAACCCUAUCACAGCCCGCGAAUUGCUGUUGAGCGGAUGCAUUCAUAAUGUACACGAUGGAAUUAAACUUCUGGGCGACAAUGCUCCAUUUUUGAAAACGCCCAUUCAUAUUGCUCCUUCCCGUGCAUCUCAAAGUGCCAUCAAAGCGGUCGAGUCCGUUGGAGGAAGUGUCUUCUGCCAAUACUACAACCCAUUGGCUCUUCGUGAUUGUGUCAAAGGCCGUGCAGAUCGUAUUUCAGCAGCACCAACUCGUCGCACGGACAUUUUGUGGUACACUAACUGGCGCAACCGAGGAUAUCUUUCUCCUGAAGCUAUUGUGAAAAACCCAAAAGUGGAGGAGCGAUGGAAGGAACUGUCUAAGCAGUUGCUCUCUUUCAAGGACCAGACUUUCGAUACUAAGGGCCUCAAAAAGGUGUAGAUAUGCUAGGUAGACUAUAAUACAUUCAUGGGUUCGAUGUUCAUCCUAUCUGGAGACAUACUUCCAC